AUGGAUGCUUUUACAAAUGACUCUACUAUAACUUUCUUAAAACAAUAUCGAGAUAAUAAUAUACGAAUUUUCAAUAAUAAAUAUCAACCACGUAUAGGUAAAACUAUUAAGAUUCUUUAUGAUCUAGAUAAAGGUUCAGAGGCUAUAAAAAGAGAGGAUUUCACUAAUAUUAAUGCUACCUGGAGUUCUCUCGACUGUGUAAUUUACACUAGUACUGUAGAAGCUAAUAUCUCCUUUGAAAUUCCUAAUCAUUUUAAUGCUAUUAUAGAGAUUAAUAAAAUUGCUGAUUGUUAUGCUCUUGAUACAUCUUCAGUUGAAACAUAUAAUGAGGCUGAAUAUCAGAGUCGCUUAUCAGUUAAGUAUUUUCCCAAAAUUCUCAGUAGUCUUGUUUCUAAUACAGGAGCUUCACUUGAGGUUAUUUCUGCAGAAGGUACCAUAGCUAAUAAAAAAAUAGUUUCUAAUAUUAUUAAGGCAGUUGAAAAAAAUAUCAAAGGCUCUGAUGCAGAAUUAAUAGCCAAUGCACCUGAUAUCACUUCGGAUGAUGCUGAAAUUCUUAAACAAAUUUCCACACGCUCAUUCAAUAAUAAUAUGAUAUUGCAAUGA
This is a messenger RNA of Funneliformis geosporum, 603 nucleotides long. The record is from the annotation of a GenBank genome assembly. Lineage: Eukaryota; Fungi; Glomeromycota; Glomeromycetes; Glomerales; Glomeraceae.